AUGGCCAUCCCUACUUUGUACUACUUCGAUGCCCCGGGUCGUGCAGAGGCAUCUCGGUUGGCUUUCCACAUUGGAGGAUUGGGGAUCAAAGACCAACGUUUCACUCACGAGCAGUGGGGUACUGAAUACAAGGCAAAGGCGCCUACGGGCCUUGCUCCUUGGCUUGAUCUCGAAGAUGGGUCGUACAUUGUAGAAAGCAAGGCUAUUUUGAUGUACGCUGCAAGCAAGGCAGGUCUCAUUCCUAAAGACCCGUUAGACGCCGCGACGGCGGAACAGACCUGCAGCAUCAUGGAAGCUUGCUUUGGUCCGAUUAGAAGCUUCUUCAUGAACACGGAGGUCGAGAAGGCGAAAGUUGAGCUGGCUGAAAAGCUAGCUGUUGCCGACAAGGUGAUCGCCAGCAGGCAGUCGGAGUCAACUGGCUUUACCUCGAACGCCGGACUUUCUUACGCCGACCUGUUUGUUUUCGCAUUCGUCUACGGAAUGACUACCCGAUUCCCGGAUGCCAUGAAGAUCGAAAAUUAUCCCCACCUGAAGAAGGUCCACGACGCUGUUAAAGCACACCCGAAGGUUGCUGAGUACUACAAAAGCCGCCCUUAA
Messenger RNA from Gregarina niphandrodes, 597 nucleotides. RefSeq names its product glutathione S-transferase. Gene Ontology annotation, molecular function: glutathione transferase activity. Lineage: Eukaryota; Apicomplexa; Conoidasida; Eugregarinorida; Gregarinidae. Gene Ontology annotation, biological process: glutathione metabolic process. The transcript has a single exon. The record is from RefSeq and is a predicted model, not a curated record. The coding region runs from base 1 to 597 and encodes 198 amino acids.